This is a messenger RNA of Salvia miltiorrhiza (redroot sage), 624 nucleotides long. RefSeq names its product early nodulin-93-like. The transcript is spliced from 4 exons. Bases 103 to 411 code for a protein of 102 amino acids. Lineage: Eukaryota; Viridiplantae; Streptophyta; Magnoliopsida; Lamiales; Lamiaceae. The record is from RefSeq and is a predicted model, not a curated record.
UAUAUAUAACUACUACACUUCCAUUUCUCAACAACCAUCAUCCUCAUCACCCACUUACUACAUACAUAUAAUUUGAGAAAUUAAUUUUGAAGCAACAUUAAUAUGGGUAGAAGAAAUCUGGGUGAUGGACCUUCCUUGGCUUCUCUCGACCAAAAGCUAGCCCUCGCCAAGCGCUGCUCUCAAGAGGGUGCUAUGGCAGGAGCUAAAGCAGCUGUUGUUGCUACUAUUGCUACUGCUAUCCCAACUGUGGCAAGUGCAAGAAUGUUGCCUUGGGCAAAGGCCCAUCUCAACCCCACCGCACAAGCUCUCAUAGUCUCCACUGUGGCUGGAAUGGCAUACUUCAUAGUGGCUGACAAGACUGUCCUCGCAACCGCUCGCCGCAACUCCUUCAACCAAUCUCACAAAUUUUAAUUCAACACUACUGCUAUUUAUAUAUAUAGCUAUCAUCUUUAAAUCUCUCUAAUGUACCCAACUCUAACCCUGCAGAUUAAUUAUUAAGUUUCUAUGCUACAAAUAUAGAGUUGGCUUAAUUAAUUGAUCACGUAUGUGAAAGUGCUUCCAUAUAUCAAUGUAUUGCAUCCAAAUGUUAUAAAUGAUGUUAUUACUCAAUAUGAGUGAUGAAAC